GUCGCCCCUUUCCUGUUAGCUAAGCUCACGGCAGCGUUUCAUGUGAUUUAGCAACUUAUCUUUUUGAUAUAUUUGUUCUAUCUUUAAGACUUUUUGAUCAAAUACAAAUAUGGCAGAGGCCAUCCAAAAGAAACUCAAAGCAGAAUUAGAAAAAUACACGCAGAUGCAGAAAGAUGUUAGCAAGAGCAUGUCAGCCAGACAGAAGCUGGAAACGCAACUCACAGAGAACAAUAUUGUCAAAGAGGAGAUGGACCUGCUGGACAGCACAAACACAGUUUAUAAGCUUAUUGGGCCAGUUUUAGUGAAGCAAGACCUGGAGGAGGCCAAGUCUACAGUCGCAAAGAGGUUGGAGUACAUUAACGGAGAGAUUCAGAGAUACGAGACACUUCUGAAAGACAUGGAAAAGAAGUCUGAACAGCACCGAGAAGUCUUGUCGAGUUUACAACAGGAGUUUCAGAGAGCACAGGGCCUUACUGUCGGCAAAGUCUAACCAAGUUAUAAAUCUGCAUGCUCACAGACACCAAUACACUUGCUAUACACGAAAACAGAAGAAAACACCAUAACCAAGAACAUGAAGAUGAGUAAGAACUGUUCCAUAUCCUGUCUUUAAUGUGAGCAUUGGCUACUUUUCUCUUGUUACUAAUAAACAUGUUUUUCAUUUAA
Sphaeramia orbicularis (orbiculate cardinalfish) is the source of this 663-nucleotide messenger RNA. It is a transcript of the gene pfdn6, whose product is annotated as prefoldin subunit 6. The transcript has 4 exons. Gene Ontology annotation, biological process: protein folding; chaperone-mediated protein complex assembly. Gene Ontology annotation, cellular component: cytoplasm; prefoldin complex. Bases 110 to 490 code for a protein of 126 amino acids. Gene Ontology annotation, molecular function: protein-folding chaperone binding. Lineage: Eukaryota; Metazoa; Chordata; Actinopteri; Kurtiformes; Apogonidae. The record is from RefSeq and is a predicted model, not a curated record.